Juglans microcarpa x Juglans regia is the source of this 1000-nucleotide messenger RNA. RefSeq lists its product as uncharacterized. The record is from RefSeq and is a predicted model, not a curated record. Lineage: Eukaryota; Viridiplantae; Streptophyta; Magnoliopsida; Fagales; Juglandaceae. The coding region runs from base 1 to 942 and encodes 313 amino acids. The transcript is spliced from 2 exons.
AUGAAUAAGGAAGAUCGUGAUGAACUAAACGUGAGAAAGAAGAGAAAGAACAAUAGCCAUAGCCGUAGCCCAGAUUUGAGGAGGAAGAACAGUAGCCCAGAUUUGAGAAAGAGCGAUAGCCCAGAUCAUUACACAUUCACAGCCGAGCUUCAACAAGAGCGCGACGAAGAAGAUGAUGAUUUGCAGCUUACUCUCUCUCUUUUUUGUCUUCCUCUCAAGCGUUCUUUGCAGGUAGAUCAGCCACUUCCUCCGCCGCCGCCAUCUCCCCCUCCGCCACUGACUCAAUCAAUAUCACUUCAAGUACCCCACCGUCUAUACGCGGUGCCAAUAGUACCAUUCGUGCCGGAAUCCUCGAGUUCAAGUACCCCCCUGCUUAUGUGCGGUCCAGAAGGCGGCCCCUCUCGCCCCAUACGCGCUCGUCGUAACCAGUCACGGGUGCUGCGCGAGGGAAAGUCCGACACCGUCGUGGCUCCGUUCCCGUGGGCCACGACACGUCGAGCCACGGUCUACAGUCUCGAAUGCCUGCUGUCCAAGCAAAUCGAUACCAUUACUGGCUUCGUCCAAUGCAAGCGAUGCGAGCGUCAGUACAAGAUGGGGUAUAAUCUGGAGAAAACGUUUGACGAAGUUGGGCAUUAUAUCGCGGAGAACAAGAACAGCAUGCAUGACAGGGCGCCGAGCAAAUGGAUGAAUCCGGUUCUUCCAAAGUGCGAGUUCUGCGGUCAAGAAAACAGCGCGAAGCCGGUUUUCUCGCAGAAGAAGAAGGCGAUAAACUGGCUGUUUUUGCUUCUGGGACAAAUGCUUGGUUGCUGCACGCUUGAGCAAUUGAAGUAUUUCUGCAAGCACACCAAGAAUCACAGGACGGGUGCUAAGGAUCGAGUUCUUUAUCUCACUUAUCUUGGAUUAUGUAAACAACUCGAUCCUAGUGGACCUUUUGAUCGAUAAAGAUCAUCAUCUUGGCCUGUUCUUUGAAGUUAUUUUCCUAUGUUAAUUUCGUUUCUUU